AUGCCUAAAACAUUUAUCUUCGCUUCUGGUCAACUUUUAACUUUGAAAUACAAGCAAAUCGCCAGAAUCCCGUAUUUAACAGCUCUCGUUUCAUCAGCGAAUAAUUUCAAAACAAUCUAUAAUGAACAUGGUCACCUUAAAAUUGAUUCACAUAUUGACUUUGAAGACUUUUCUUUCGCCAUUGAAUCUCUUUCAUUUCAAUCUAUUCGUCAAACAUUUACUCACUUACCUAAACAUCGUAAUAUCAUACGUAUCAUUGCCCUCCUUGAUUUUCUUGGUCUUCUAUCUCAGACAGAUACUACAUUUGCUGAGAUAGAUUAUACUUUUUUCACCGCACAUCUUCCGUGUAAUUUAAGAUUAUGUAGUGAUGAGGAAAUCGUUCGACCACACACACUUCAAGACAUGGCUGUUCGUUUUGGUAUUGCUAUAGUCAAAGAGAACUAUGAUCUGAAUCAAUGUGAGGUCAAUGAUCAAAUCUAUUGGUUUAUCAUGUUCGUUCUAUGUGCACCGAAAUUCUUCGGACAUCGUCUUCGUUAUCAUAUAUACAAAAUCGCUCAAAAUUCCUUUUCUUUGUACAACAUUGUCUCUCUUAAACGUCUUGAGAAACUUGUGCGAAACACAGAAAAAAAUACAAGAGAACUGCUAUCAACUGAAACUAUCAAUGAUCUACAUCCCGACGAAGAAAUUGGAGAUUUUUGGCAAAUGUCGACGAAUCAUUUCUACUUCUCAUGGUUUUUCCAUUCUACAAGAAAUAGAAGAACACGUUGGAAACUACCAACGCAACAAGGUAAGAUACAGAGACGUGAGCGACCUAUGGUGUGGUUUCGUUGGGUAAAUACACCAAGGAAAUACAUCAACGUGUAUCACACAUCAUGUGCGAUCGAUUAA
Adineta ricciae is the source of this 888-nucleotide messenger RNA. NCBI's taxonomy places the organism in Eukaryota, Metazoa, Rotifera, Eurotatoria, Adinetida, Adinetidae. The record is from the annotation of a GenBank genome assembly.